ACGUGAAUGCUGUCCACUGUGUUUAAGAAAAGAAAAUUUGCAAAUUGUAGUAAAAUAGCAAUAUAUGCACGUUAUAAAGAUUUAUUUGAACCGUUGCAAAAUUGUAAAUUUCAUGUUUAAUGAGCGCUAUACGGCAACAAUCUGUGCGACCACGAAAGUAUAAUGAGCCAGACACUCAAUGAAUCGGCGCAUAGUAUAGGCUCAGACGAACAAGAUGAUACACGUGAUGAAGCCAAUGGCACAGACAACAGCGGCAGUGGCAGUGGCACCGGUAGCUCCGGCUCAGAUUCAGACUCGGACAGCUCUUCGGGAAACUCAAGUGAUGGUCGUAGCUCGCCGGAUCAUGAACCAGAGGAAAUGGCUAAGUCGGUGGCAGGUUUUCCACCUACAGCAGCGGCCGCACAAGCGGAUACAAAGACAAAUGGCUUUACGGACGACAAUGAUAGCUCGAGUGGCUCAAGCGACAGUGAUUCCGAUUCGGAAGCGGGUGCAGAGAACGAUGCUGCUGCUGCCAGCAGAGCUAACAAUUCAACACAAUCGGCUUCCAGUAAGCUCAACACAAGUCAGACAUCGACAUCUUCCGGUACAUCGGCUCCAAACGAAGAUUAUGACGAAGACGAUGAGGAUGAUGAAGAGGAGGAUUCGGAGAAAUUGGCAAACACUGCCAACAGUCAGAGCGCGAAUGCUGCGGAUGCGGCUAGCGAAGCUAGCGAAGCCAGCGCCGAAGAGGAGGACGAUGCCAGUGAUAGCUCUGCCAAUGCUUCGCCCUCAUCCUCCAGCUCCAGCAGUGAAGACGAUGAGGAAGACUAUAGGCCCAAGCGUCCCACCCGUCAGGCACGUAAGGGAGCGACAGAGAAACCGAAGCGACCACCGCCUGCAAAGAAAAAGACGAAGCAAACCUGGGACUCUGAUGAAAGUGAUGAAAGCGAUGCAGAUAGCGAGGAGGCUGCGAACACACAAAAACGGAAGCCACCAACGACCAGCAAGUCUGGCGGCAACAAGUCACAGCAGCGGCGCCGCGUGAAGUCAUACAGCUCAGAAGAUAGUGAUGAUGAUGAACAAAAGCGAUGUGCAACACGACGCACGGCAGCAGCUGUUAGCUAUAAGGAAGCAUCCGAGGAUGAAGCAACUGACUCAGAGGAUUUGCUUGAAUUGGACUAUGAUGAGAGUCAAGCAGCGGCGGUGGCCGCUGAAGAGGAAGAGAAAUGCGAGACGAUUGAGCGCAUACUGGCGCAACGAGUGGGAAAAAAAGGCUGUACGGGUAACCAGACCACCAUUUAUGCCAUUGAAGAGAAUGGCAGCGAUCCCAAUGCAGACUGCAAUGAACAGGAUACUGAGCACACUGAAGUGCAAUACCUCAUUAAAUGGAAGGGUUGGUCCUAUAUACACAAUACGUGGGAAUCAGAUGCAACGUUGCGCGACAUGAAAGCCAAGGGUAUGAAGAAGUUAGAUAAUUUCAUAAAAAAAGAGCAGGACACAGCCUAUUGGCGUCGCUAUGCAGGUCCCGAGGAUAUAGACUAUUUCGAGUGUCAAAUGGAACUGCAACAGGAGCUGCUGAAGUCCUACAACAAUGUAGAUCGCAUUAUCGCACGUGGACAAAAGCCUGAGAGUAGUAAUGAGGAAUACUUAUGUAAAUGGCAAUCCUUACCCUAUGCUGAAUCCACAUGGGAGGAUGCUACUCUGGUGCUGAGAAAAUGGCAACGUUGUGCCGAGCAAUUCAACGAUCGUGAAAAUUCCAAAUGCACGCCCUCCCGCCAUUGCAAAGUGCUCAAAUAUAGACCGAAGUUCUCACGAAUUAAACAACAGCCCACCUUUUUAUCAGAAGGUUUAACGCUGCGUGACUAUCAAAUGGAUGGGCUCAAUUGGCUGCUGCAUUCGUGGUGUAAGGAAAACUCCGUCAUUCUGGCCGAUGAGAUGGGUCUGGGCAAGACCAUACAGACCAUAUGCUUUCUAUACUCGCUCUUUAAGUUCCAUCAUUUAUAUGGCCCCUUUCUGUGUGUCGUUCCAUUGAGCACGAUGACUGCGUGGCAGCGUGAAUUCGAUUUAUGGGCACCGGAUAUGAAUGUGGUCACAUAUUUGGGCGAUGUAAAGUCUCGUGAGCUUAUUCAGCAGUAUGAAUGGCUUUUCGAGGGCUCAAAAAGGCUGAAAUUCAAUUGCAUAUUGACUACGUAUGAGAUUGUUCUGAAAGAUAAACUAUUUCUGGGCACAUUGCAUUGGGCAGCGUUGCUGGUGGAUGAGGCACAUCGUUUGAAAAAUGAUGACUCUCUGCUAUACAAGUCGCUCAAAGAGUUCGAGACAAAUCAUCGUUUGCUCAUCACGGGAACGCCCCUACAAAACUCAUUGAAGGAAUUGUGGGCGCUCCUGCAUUUCAUAAUGCCAGAGAAGUUCGAUACAUGGGAGAACUUUGAGGUCCAGCAUGGCAAUGCAGCGGAAAAGGGUUACACGCGGUUGCAUCAGCAACUGGAGCCUUACAUUUUAAGGCGUGUGAAGAAGGAUGUCGAGAAGUCGUUGCCUGCGAAAGUGGAACAAAUCUUGCGCGUAGAGAUGACCUCACUGCAGAAACAAUAUUACAAAUGGAUACUCACCAAGAACUUCGAUGCGUUGCGAAAGGGCAAGAGAGGCUCGACGUCCACGUUUCUCAACAUCGUCAUUGAGCUGAAGAAAUGUUGUAAUCAUGCAGCGCUCAUUAGACCAUCCGAAUUCGAACUAAUGGGUCUCCAGCAGGAUGAGGCGCUACAAACAUUACUCAAGGGCUCUGGAAAGCUAGUGUUGUUGGACAAGCUGCUCUGUCGCCUCAAGGAGACUGGGCACAGGGUUCUAAUCUUUUCACAAAUGGUUCGCAUGUUGGAUGUGCUGGCGGAUUAUCUGCAGAAGCGUCAUUUCCCAUUCCAACGACUGGAUGGCAGCAUUAAAGGUGAAAUGCGUCGUCAGGCUCUGGAUCAUUUCAAUGCGGAAGGAAGUCAGGACUUUUGUUUCUUACUUUCCACACGCGCCGGCGGUUUGGGCAUCAAUUUGGCAACAGCCGAUACUGUGAUUAUAUUCGAUUCGGAUUGGAAUCCACAGAAUGAUCUACAGGCACAGGCCCGUGCCCAUCGCAUCGGGCAAAAGAAUCAGGUGAACAUUUAUCGUUUAGUCACAGCGCGUUCGGUGGAGGAGCAAAUUGUGGAACGGGCUAAACAGAAAAUGGUCUUAGAUCACCUCGUGAUACAGCGCAUGGACACUACGGGGCGUACAGUGCUAGAUAAGAGUGGCAGUGCUAAUUCGAGCAACUCCAAUCCCUUCAAUAAAGAUGACCUGUCGGCCAUAUUGAAAUUUGGAGCCGAAGAGUUGUUCAAGGAUGAGCAGGAGCAUGAUGACGAGCUGGUCUGCGAUAUAGAUGAUAUACUGCGACGUGCCGAGACUCGCAACGAGGAUCCAGAAAUGCCCGCAGAUGAUUUACUAUCCGCUUUCAAGGUCGCAAGCAUAGCUGCUUUUGAGGAGGAGCCCAGUGAGCCAGCUAAGGAGACUGAUAAUGGAGGUGAUCCAGAUGAUGAGGAUGAUAGCAAAGACUGGGAUGACAUAAUACCAGAAGGAUAUAGGAAAAUAAUUGAGGAUCAGGAACGCGCCAAAGAAAUGGAGGAUCUGUACUUGCCCCCACGACGAAAAACGGCAACAGCGAAUCAGAACGAAGCAGCCAGACGUCAAGGAGCGAAGGGCGGCAAAAACAAACAGCCCGAGGACUCAGCUGACUCCGAUUACGAGGUGGGGUCCGACGCAAGCGGUGAAGAGGGCAAACCACGGAAACGCGGACGUCCAGCGAUGAAGGAGAAGAUCCACGGCUUCACGGAUGCUGAACUGCGUCGUUUCAUCCGAAGCUACAAGAAAUUCCCAGCACCAUUGCUGCGUCUGGAAGCUAUUGCCUGCGAUGCUGAACUGCAGGAGAAACCGUUAGCAGAGUUGAAGCGGCUGGGAGAAAUGCUGCACGAUCGUUGCGUGCAGUUUUUGGACGAGCACAAGGAGGAAGAGACAAAGACUGUGGCGGCGGCCGCAAGCACGGAGGAGCCAGCAGCCAAGCAGAGACGCACGCGUGCCACCUACUCGGUGAAAUUGGGCGGCGUCUCCUUCAAUGCCAAAACGCUAUUGGCCUGCGAGGAAGAAUUGCAGCCGCUGAAUGAGAUUAUGCCGAAUACGGCGCACGAACGUCAAAACUGGACCUUCAACAUUAAGACGCGUCCAGCCAAUUUCGAUGUCGAAUGGGGUGUCGAUGAGGACAGCAAACUCCUUUGCGGUAUAUAUCAAUAUGGCAUCGGCUCCUGGGAGCAAAUGAAACUGGAUCCCAAUCUCAAGCUAAGCGAAAAAAUCUUGCCUAAUGAGGCUAGCAAGCCACAAGCCAAACAUCUGCAAUCCCGCGCUGAGUACCUGCUGAAGAUUAUCAAGAAAAAUGUCGAGCUCAAGAAGGGCAAACAGCAACGGCAGCGAAAGCCACGUAAAACGCGAGCCGGAGAGCUUAAGUCUACUGGCAGCACAACCAGCACCGCCACCACAAAUGCCACACCCGAACGCAAAUCCCGACCCCUAAGCGAAUCCCAUGCCGAUGAAACAUCUGCCAAUACGGGUGACAACGGUGAGCGCAAGAUGCGUCAACGGGAUAGCACAUCUAAAUCGGAUGCGAUCCAUCAAGACGGUGCACACGAUCAGCAAUCGCCCGUUGUUGAGAGCACAGCAAGCGGCAAAAAGAAGAAAAACAAAGCUCGCACCAAGAAAUCCACGACGGCUGACAACAAUGGAAACAAACCCAUGCAUUUCACCGCCAAUAACGAACCAAGAGCACUUGAGGUGUUAGGUGACUUGGACCCUAGCAUUUUCAAUGAAUGCAAAGAAAAGAUGAGACCAGUGAAGAAAGCUCUUAAGGCUCUCGAUCAACCCGAUGUUAGUCUCUCCGAUCAGGAUCAGCUGCAGCAUACGCGCGAGUGCCUGCUCCAGAUUGGCAAGCAAAUCGAUGUGUGUCUGCAGCCGUACAGCGAGGCCGAGAAGAAGGAGUGGCGCAGCAACUUGUGGUACUUUGUGUCCAAGUUUACAGAGCUCGAUGCGAAAAGACUGUUCAAGAUAUACAAGCACGCCCUGAAGCAACAGAGCGGAGCAACGACGAUGCCGGCAGCAACGUCUACCUCCACGGCUACGUCAACGGGCGGGGGCAAUCCAGUUGUGGAUGAGAGCGGCAACAGCAAGUCCAAGUCAAAGCGCAUUGAGAACGGCAUAGCCAAGGAGCAACGCGACAAGAGCGGCAAGAAGAAGAAAAAGGAUAAGGACAAGGACCGCGAGCGGGACAAUGCUCAGGCGCGCUUUGGUAGCGGCGGCGGUGGAGCAACGGCAGGUGAAAAAUCAGCGCGACGUUUCGGACUCGAAUCACCACUGAAGCGUAAACGUGAUGAGAAUGAUGCCGACUCGUGUGGUCUGGGUGCAUCGGGGGCCGGAACUGGUGGCAUCAGCGACAAUCUGAAGACCAUGUCGUUUAAGCGACUUAACAUGGAAAGCACUAGACAUGGUAGCAGUAGCAGCAGCGGUGGUACGGGCGGCGCAAGUAACGCUGUCGGCGGCCAUGAGGAGCGCAAGAAGCACCAUCGUGAUGACUACUAUGGUAGUGGCUAUGAUGCCGCCUCCAGUCGACGCAAUACUCUCAAUUCGCCCUCAACACCUACCAGUCGUGCCCGCUAUGAGGCUCUCCCACCACCUAGUGGAUACACUCCUGGCGGCAGCAGCGCCAUGGAACUGGAACGUUGUUAUCCGCGAGAUCGCUACGGUGCAGACUAUAAACGCGAACGCUACGAUAGCUAUAAUCGGAGCAGCGCUGGCGGCUACCAUCGUGAUCAUCGCGAACGUGAUCGCGAUCGUCGUCCCGAAAAACGCAGAUAUCCGCCCGCUCAUAUGCCACCGCAUCCCUAUUCGUCCCACUACCCGCAGCCCAACUACUACAUGCCCAAUGGUGUGAUACCGGGGCUGGCGCCACCACCUGGCUAUCGGGGGGAUCCGCGUGGUUAUGCGGUAAUGCCGCGCGAAUAUCCCGCGGACUACAGGCGCAGCGACUACGAGCGACGCACACAAACGUGAGACCUGCUCAUCGAUAAAGGCCCCCUCUCCCUCCCAAAUAACUGAACAGUUUUUAUUUGUAAAUGCAAUUGAAGCGGCAGCUUAACUGUAUAUAAAUUAAUUUUAAGAGUACAUUUAUGCGCACGCAUUGCAAUGCUCGGUGUCUGUGAACCUACACGGGUAUUUCUAUUAGUUGAAUUCAUGAAUUUUCCUCUGUAAUGCAUCCGCACACAGCCACACACCCGCACAUCUUUACACACAUUUAUACUGUACGAAGACAAGCUAUUUAUAUAUAUAUAUAUAUAUUUUUACUAUUGUUAAUUUUCAUAGGAUAAGUCGGUAAAAAGCAUAAUAUAGCAGCGUCGUAGCCUGCGAUGCGAUUAAUAUUUAGGAAUAAGUGUAUAACUGCAUUAGGCUUAGAAACAAACAACUUUGUCUAUAAACAUAGUGUAAUAUUUAGAUUUGGUUCGUUACUUUUUGCAGCACUGUACAGCAAAUUAUGUGUCAAGUCUUGAAAGCUUUUAAACAAACCAAUUCUCAUUAAUUUUAAACGCAGCAUAUGAAGUUAAGUAAAUGCGUUUUUCUCGUAUAGAAAGCGAAGAGUCUUUGCAUUCUCACUUUUAUUUAUAUGUAUGGCGCCAGAGAAGUUUAUGUACUUUAGCUAACUUUAAAGCUAUUUAUUAUUCUAAAUAGUAGCUAUAAAUAUAUAAAUCUAUAUAUAUGUGUGUAUCUCUAAUAAGUGAAUUAUCGUGUUAACGCUAAAAAGUAAAAAAAAAAAUAUAUAUAUAUAUAUAUAUUAUAUGAAAAAUGGAUGUGUUCUUUAUAUUUCUGUGAAAAGGAAAAUAAUCAUUAUUAAUGUUCAAAAUUCAAUUCAAAAUCAAAUUAAGUGAUUUAAUUCAGUGGAAGAAAGCAACGUCAU
Molecule: messenger RNA, 6985 nt
Organism: Scaptodrosophila lebanonensis
Lineage: Eukaryota; Metazoa; Arthropoda; Insecta; Diptera; Drosophilidae
Gene: Chd1
Product: chromodomain-helicase-DNA-binding protein 1
Exons: 7
Coding region: 163-6087 (1974 amino acids)
Biological process (GO): nucleosome organization; regulation of transcription by RNA polymerase II
Cellular component (GO): chromatin; nucleus
Molecular function (GO): chromatin binding; DNA binding; ATP hydrolysis activity
Source: RefSeq, a predicted model, not a curated record